AUGAGUUCGCCAGGCCUUGGGGCACCAACCCACACAGCACACUCACCCCACUCACCCACACGGCCCACUCACCCACACAGCCCAUUCACCCACUCAACCCACUCACCCCACUCACCCUCUCACCCCACUCACCCCACUCACCCACUCAUCCCACUCACCCUCUCACCCCACUCACCCCGCUCACCCCACUCACCCCACUCACCCUCUCACCCCACUCACCCCACUCACCCACUCAUCCCACUCAACCCACCCACCCACUCAUCCCACUCACCCGCUCACCCCACUCACCCCACUCACCCCACUCACCCCACUCACCCCACUCACCCACUCAUCCCACUCACCCCACUCACCCCACUCACCCCACUCACCCACUCAUCCCACUCACCCCACUCACCCACAUCCCACUCACCCCACUCACCCACUCAUCCCACUCACCCCACUCACCCACUCAUCCCACUCACCCCACUCACCCACUCAUCCCACUCACCCCACUCACCCACUCAUCCCACUCACCCCACUCACCCACUCAUCCCACUCACCCCACCCACCCCAAUUACCCACUCACACACCCACUCACCCCACUUUCCCACUCACCCCAAUCACCCCACUCACCCACUCACCCCACUCACUCACCCACCGCACUCACCCACUCACUCACUCACUCACUCACUAACCCCACUCACUCACACACUUAAAGCAGUGAGGCAGCAACUGGGAUCAUUGAGGUGGCAGUGGAGAGGGGAGAGGAAGAGGGGAGUGAGUUGGGUGAGCCUAUCCUUCGUGCUACUGCCUGAAGGAAAGAGGGUGGGAGAGAAGGGGCGAGGGGCAGGGGAGAAGGGAGGAGGGGGUGUUGGGGGGGGUGAGUGA
This is a messenger RNA of Closterium sp. Naga37s-1, 867 nucleotides long. The record is from the annotation of a GenBank genome assembly. Lineage: Eukaryota; Viridiplantae; Streptophyta; Zygnematophyceae; Desmidiales; Closteriaceae.